AUGCAGCUUUGGACAGAGCUGCUUCGGCCGGGGUCACCGUACUCAACCCAUGACAUCAGCAGCGACGAGACCAGUACUACUAGCUCUCAGCCAGGUUUCGGCAUUGCUGCCGCGAGUGAUCCUUACGUGAACGGAACACUGAACGGAACGCUGACAGAAAGCAGCUACACUGUUGUCAGCGACAAGGGGAGUACUGACAUGGUACCAUUGAAUGCAGCAGCAGCACUGGCUCCUUCUGACGGUUCAGCAGACCCGUCGCAGGAAGCAUCACCGCUACAGCAGCAGAGUCAACAACAACAGCUGCAGCAGCAGCAGCAGCAGCAGGAGGAGGAAGAGGAAGAGGAGGAGGAGGUGGAGGAGGAGGUUCCAAGCGGAGCGCCUCUCCCUCCGCUUGGUGCGAGAGUGGAGUUAUCUGUCCCUCGGCUUGUCCUUCCGCCUGUCCCUCCGCGUGUCCUUCCGCCAAUCCCCCCGCACCUGGUGAACUGCGAGGCAAUGAUCAACGCGGUGACGCAGUAUGAGAGGUUCGCGCGUGGACGGCACAGGGUGGAGGAGGUCCCGUGGGCUCUGAUUCGCGAGAAGAAAGGCGGCGGGUCUAUGGAUAAGAUUCGAGUUGUGAGAGCACGAGGAAUUAGCGGCGGAUUCUCAAACCACGGGAUGGAGGAAAUCCCGAGGUCUCAGGUGCCCCAGGAGAAAGGUGGUGGGUCCUUUCAGGAGUUUUCCCAGGAGAGGAAGCGGGAGAGUGCGAGUCACGCCGUGCCUGCUGAAAGGAAGGAGUGUCUUUGGUUCCUCUACGCCACGUUCGUCCCUCAGUCCAAGUAUGGCAUUGGCGCGCAGCUCACCAACGUGGCAGGGGCGCUGGCACUGGCAGUGGCGUCAGGGAGGGUGCUGCCGUUAUUCCACAGACGUGCUCAUGACCUGAUGGCCGAGCAGCAAGCGCAGCAUCCCGCCACAGCAGAACCAGGAUCAAAUCUUCUGGCGGAAUCCAAUCUCCCAGCGGAAUCAGACGUGCACUCGAGCCUGCCUGUGGUGCGGCGGCAGGAUAUUCCCGAGGAGCUGCUGUGGUUCCCCCCUGUGCCUUCCCUGUGGGGGCAGCCGUGGCUGCGCAUCCCUGCCGUGAUUGAAAUCAAUGGACACAUGCGACAAACCACCAAGACCGGCAACAAGGACCGCUGGUGGAGGGCGCAGGCGUGGCGCUUCCUCAUGCGCUCGCCCUCUCGCUACCUCUGUGCCGCCCUCAACCGGGCUAGGCACGCAGCCUUCGGACCAAUGGCGGCUCGCCAUGUGGCACACGCAGAAGCCACAAUGCUUCAGGCUGAGAAGCUGGGCUUUGCUGCGAGCACUCUCCCCCCUGGGACCAACCAGCUUUCUGCUGACUAUCCGCUUCUGGGUGGUUCUCAGAGCAGCCUUUUUCAAACCAGUCAUCCCAAGAGUAAUGAAGGAGUGCAGAGCGGUACUUCUGAAAGCAAUGAUUCUCAGGGCGGGCUCUUGGACACAAUUUCAGUGCCGUGGGUGCCACGGCCGAUGGUGAGCAUGCACGUGCGCAUGGGGGACAAGGCGAAGGAGAUGCGGGUGGCGGGCUUCGGCACGUACCUGCACCUGCUGUCGAGAGUGCGUCAGUUCGACCCCUCUGCUACAACCGUCUGGCUCAGCACAGAAAUGCAGCCGGUAAGGUAA
Molecule: messenger RNA, 1674 nt
Organism: Closterium sp. Naga37s-1
Lineage: Eukaryota; Viridiplantae; Streptophyta; Zygnematophyceae; Desmidiales; Closteriaceae
Source: the annotation of a GenBank genome assembly